CUUUUCUACUAUUCCUGUUUUUCUUUUGAAUUUGAAGAUUGCCUUUUCCUUCGUAUUAUAGAUGGCGCGCCAUGCGCUACAGAUUUUAAGCACAUUAUGCGUUCCUAACCACAAUUCUUCUAAAAAGACCCAUUAAAGAUAGUUGACAUGUUAAUGUAAUAAUGAAAAUGUAUUAAUGAUGACCGGACAUAUCGAGUCAGAAAAAAAGCGUUUGCUAUCAUUAAAAAGAAAAAAGGAAGCGUUUAAAGUUAAAGAACAGCUUAUUCAUGACGCAUUAAAAAAUUUGGAUAAAAGAAAAGCAGAUAAUAAGAUCGUGUUCGAUGAUGGGAUUGUCAGUGAAAAAGAGAAGGGAAAACGUAAGAUCUUGUUUGAUAAUGAAGAUGACGACGAUGAAGAGGUUACUUGGAACGAUGAUAAAUUCGAAACGAAGAAAAAUGUAGACGAGAAGUAUAUUAAAUUACAAGGAAGUAUUGGUAAUGACUCUCGGUUUACCUUGGACAAUCGUUUUAUCGAAGAAGAUGUAAGGGAUAAAGGGGAUAUAGAAGAAAUCGGCAAAUGUGAUUCACAAAAUGAAAGAGAAUGGCAAUUUAAUAUACUAGAAGACGUUUUGGGUGGGCCAAUUGCGACAAAGCUUAAAAAUGAAGAAACAGUCAAAAAAUUUGCAAUGAUACGAUAUGACCCAACGGAGGAGAAACACAAACAAUACGAACUUCCAACGGAAGAAAUUAAGUCUAAUGCAAAGAUUAAAAAGAAAAAGAAAAAACUAGAAAUUGAAGUAGAAACUGAGAAAGAUGAAAUGGUUGUAGUAUCAAAGGAUAUAUAUUAUUCGGUGUCGGAUUCAUUGACCAAGAGUUUACAAGAUCGUCAACAAGGAGAAUUUAGUUUAUUGAAGGCAUAUGGAAAGGACGUGAACGAGACUGAUAAAAGAGGCGUAGGAAAAAUGAAGGAAGAAAUGGUCGAAAAGCGAAAAUCGUUUCUGAAUUUCGACUUGGCAAAUCCGUUUAAAUACGAUUCCUCGGAUGACGAAAAUGGUAUUAAUUUAGAUGUUCAACGUUUAACAGAUCAGAAAGAAGAGAAAGAAUCAAAUCGUUUAUUUGUAAAAGAUAACGAUAAUUUGUUCUUUUCAACGAACGAUAGGCGCUUCGAAGAUGGUUUAAAUUUCUUUAAAAAGGAAUUGGUGGCAAAUAACGAAUUUACAAAUUUGAGACGUGAAUUAAAACAAAUCGUACGUGCAAAAGUUCGUAAGAAUGUUAGAAAGACGGAAAAAUGGGGAAGUAGAAAAAAAAUAAGAAAACCGUCGUAAAAGGGAGGAGCUGUAUAAUUAUUUACCGGUAAUAUUUACCUGAUAAAGGCAAGUUAUUUAAAGUAAGAUAGCAUAUAAUUAUAAAGCUGCAAACACCUUUUACAUUUACUUUGUGUUACCUUAUUAUCAUUCAUUUUUUAUUAAACCAGAUUUAUUAUAAAAAA
Molecule: messenger RNA, 1467 nt
Organism: Vespa crabro (European hornet)
Lineage: Eukaryota; Metazoa; Arthropoda; Insecta; Hymenoptera; Vespidae
Product: probable RNA-binding protein CG14230
Exons: 6
Coding region: 176-1303 (375 amino acids)
Molecular function (GO): RNA binding
Source: RefSeq, a predicted model, not a curated record